Salvia miltiorrhiza (redroot sage) is the source of this 995-nucleotide messenger RNA. RefSeq lists its product as uncharacterized. The record is from RefSeq and is a predicted model, not a curated record. Gene Ontology annotation, biological process: transmembrane transport. The coding region runs from base 134 to 907 and encodes 257 amino acids. Gene Ontology annotation, molecular function: transmembrane transporter activity. The transcript has a single exon. NCBI's taxonomy places the organism in Eukaryota, Viridiplantae, Streptophyta, Magnoliopsida, Lamiales, Lamiaceae. Gene Ontology annotation, cellular component: plasma membrane.
AACUACAACUCCCAAGAUUCCCCCUACAUAUUCAAGAAUCAUCAACUUAAUUAUUUUCUUCUAUCUCUAGGAUGGAUUAUGGUGGGAGAGACCUUGGAGCAAAGCAAUCAAGCCAGGAGAGAGACUACAAAGCAUGGAGCUGGAGAUGAGAGGAAUCGAGUACUCCGUGAUUUCUUCUGCUACGAUCAUUCCAUUUCAAGCAGCAGAACAACACCAACUCUCCCAAAUCUCACAAGCUAUAUCCACACGCAUCGAGGAGAGAAUCAAGCAACUUAGAUGCUACUCUCCUUUCAACUCCAAAGUAGAAUCAGAAACAAGACAACUCAUGGCAAACUCAUCAUCAUUACUCGAGCUGAAGCUCCCAAAUCCCAAGCAAGGAUGGCUCUAUUUCUAUUUCUCCUGCAUACACAUGUUCCUCAACGACACCGUGUGCUGCAACUCUGCAGCUUCAAGAAAGCCAGAAACAAAGGCCCAAGGCAUCGCCACAAGAUUCAAACAUUGGAUUCACAAACUAACCAGCCACGACAGGCUGUUGUUUGCCACCAAGUGCUCACUUUGCCUUAGCCUCGCAGUGCUGCUCGGAUUGACAUUUGACAAAGAAAACGGAUGCUGGGCAGGCCUCACAAUCGCCAUCAGCUUCGUUACAGGAAGGCAGGCAAUCUUCACAGUAGCAAACUCCAGAGUGCAAGGAACAGCUCUGGGAUCAGUCUAUGGAGUAAUAUGUUGUUUUCUCUUCCAUUACGAAGAACUGAGGCUUCUGGCACUUCUUCCAUGGAUCAUUUUCACGAGCUUUCUGAGACACAGCAAAAUGUACGGCCAAACAGGCGGGGUGUCAGCAGCCAUAGGAGCGUUGGUGAUACUAGGGAGAAAGAACUAUGGUGCUCCAAAUGAAUUUGCCAUCUCUUGACUUACAGAGGUUUUUUUAGGCCUGACGGCCUUCAUUGUCGUGGAGCUUGUCCUGCAGCCAACUAGAACAGCCACUCUAGCCAGGAAUC